Manihot esculenta (cassava) is the source of this 411-nucleotide messenger RNA. RefSeq names its product zinc finger A20 and AN1 domain-containing stress-associated protein 1-like. The transcript has a single exon. Bases 1 to 411 code for a protein of 136 amino acids. Gene Ontology annotation, molecular function: DNA binding; zinc ion binding. The record is from RefSeq and is a predicted model, not a curated record. NCBI's taxonomy places the organism in Eukaryota, Viridiplantae, Streptophyta, Magnoliopsida, Malpighiales, Euphorbiaceae.
AUGGAGCCACAGCACAUGGAACCACCACCACUCUGCGCCAAUGGCUGCGGCCUCUAUGGAUCAGUACAGAACGCCAAUUUAUGCUCCAAGUGCUAUAAAGAAUUCCAAAAGCAACAAGAGCAAGCAAUAGAAGCAUCAACUUCCUCCAUAGCUCGCCCCUCUUUGAAUGAUGAAACUAUUGCUGGUUCAACUGAUCAGACUGCCUCAAACCGCCGAACGAAUCGGUGCAACAGCUGCAACAAGCGGCUAGGAUUGAUGGGGUUCAACUGCCGCUGUGGAAAUGCAUUUUGCAGGUCGCAUCGACACCCUGAAGACCACGCAUGUACUGUUGAUUUCAAGGGGCUUGGCCAUGAGCUUUUGAUCAAACAAAAUCCACUUUGUAAGGCUGACAAAUUGGAGGAUAGGAUCUAG